Messenger RNA from Pantherophis guttatus, 2767 nucleotides. NCBI's taxonomy places the organism in Eukaryota, Metazoa, Chordata, Lepidosauria, Squamata, Colubridae. The record is from RefSeq and is a predicted model, not a curated record.
GAGAUUUGAAUUCGCAUAACACGUUUGAUUAAAAUGAGGCUGAUUUGUGAGUCUCCUCUAAACAGCAAACAAAACAAGAUAACGGUCAAUUGCCUAAAAUAAACUUCAGCGACUUCGUUUGAAAUCUGAACGCCGGGUAGAGGAGAAAAGGGCGUAGCUAUAUUAGUAAAAAGGAUACAUAUUUCAUCUGAGAUUAACUAGAAUUUUCUUAACUGCAUAAUAUAUAUAAUACUGAUUAUUCCGAAGGAAGGGAGUGUAGUUAUAUACGAACGAAAGUUAACAGUUAUGUUGCAAUUAUAUAAGGUUUAGAAUUCAGACAUUAUACUUGCAGAACAAUCUCACACUUAUUUGGAAAUGUCUUUUUCAAGGAGGCUUUCUUCAAGCAUAGUUAAAACAUUAGAAGUUGCAACUUGGUGUGUUUCUAUAAUAAAAUGAAUUGAUUUACUGAGCAGAAAUCUUGAACGUAAUCCCUUUAAGCAAACGUGCCUUAUCCUGAAAACAAAUGUACAUUGGUCCUCAAAAAUUUCUGCCGAAGUAUGAAAAAUAAUUACUCUUAAAUUAGCUUAUUGAAACUGGCACACCCAAGAAAGUUUUUGUUUCAACUGAACUAUAAGCAUCAAAGUGAUUACAGUACCUACUUAAAAUAGAUAUAUGGCACCUAUGAUAUAUUCUGGAAUGUGUCAGGACAUUUCUGGAAAUGAGUGUUGGGCAGCAACUACUGGGGAGGGGGAGCCUCUGAAUUUAGCUCCGCCUGGCCCAAGAGGAUCAAAUAAGCUUGUCUGCCUGAAAGGGCAGAGAGGUUGGGGGACACAGAAAACAGUAAACGACAGCCAUCAUGGCAAGACAACCAGCCAAAACUCUAUGGUAUGACCGUCCACGAUACAUAUUUCUGGAAUUCUGCGUGGAAGACAGCAGGGAUGUAAAAGUGGACCUUGAUGAUUACAAGGUAAUAUUCAGCUGUAAGAAUGCUGAUGGCAUUGAAAUAUACAACGAAAUUCACUUUUAUGCCCGAGUAAAUUCCAAGGAUUCCCAAAAUAAACGUUCAGGCAGGUCCAUCACACUCUUUACACGCAAAUGGAAGGACAAAGUGCCAUGGUCACGUCUCACCAAAGAAGAUUUCAAGCCAGCAUGGCUCUCAGUGGACUUUGAUAACUGGAGAGACUGGGAAGGAGAUGAAGAGGUGGAAGCAGCCAUGGUUGAACAAUAUGCAGAGCUCAUGCAAAAAGUCACUAAGAAAGGUCCACCCCCAGCCAUGGAUGAUCUUGAUUUUACCACCCAGGUGGUCUCCUGCUGCUCAGCAAAAUUAUCUACAGAAAUUAAUAGAAAGAACAUUUUGCAAGGUUUCCAUGUCAUCCUGGAAGACACUAUUCUUUUCCCAGAGGGUGGAGGGCAGCCUGAUGACCGGGGAUUUAUUAAUGAUAUCCCUGUUCUCAGAGUCAUCCGACAAGGUCCAGAUGCUUUACACUUUAUCCAGACACCACUUGACCCAGGAACUAAGGUACAACUGGUGCUGGACUGGGACCGGAGGUUUGACCAUAUGCAACAGCAUUCAGGACAACAUCUCAUCACAGCACUUGCAGAUCUGAUGUUUGGAUACAAGACAACAUCAUGGGAGCUGGGCCGUCAGCGAAGUACUAUUGAGCUAAACACCUCGUCAAUGACAGUAGAUCAGGUGACAGCGCUUGAACAGAGUGUGAAUGAAAAAAUUCGAGCUCGAGUCCCUGUGAUAGUACGAGAGUUUGCUGUGGGUGAUCCUGAAGUUGAGAUGGUAAGGAGCCGUGGCUUGCCAGAUGAUCAUACUGGGCCAGUUCGGAUAAUAAGCAUUGAAGGUAUUGAUGCCAAUAUGUGUUGUGGAACACAUGUCUCCAAUCUCAGUGACCUGCAGGUCAUUAAGCUCUUGGGUACAGAAAAGGGGAAAAAGAACAAAACCAACUUAAUUUUUCUGGCUGGUAAUCGGGUGCUGAAAAGUCUGGAUCGAAGCCAUGCCACUGAAAAGGCCAUGACAUCACUGCUUAAGAAUGGUCCCGAAGAACAUGUAGAAGCUGUGAAAAGGCUGCAGAGCUCUCUGAAGCUGCUUCAGAAGAAUAAUGUGAAUUUGCUAAGAGAUUUAGCUGUUCUUACAGUGCAGAACUUCAAAAACACCACAGCUCAACAGCCAGUAUUUGUCUUACACAGGAAAGAUGGUGACUCUGAGUUCAUGAAUAUAAUUGCAAAUGAAAUUGGCUCUGGGGAAACUCUUCUUUUCUUAUCUGUGGGAGAUGAAAAAGCAGCUGGGCUGUUUUUGCUGGCAGGACCUCCAGAAGCAGUGGAGAAAUUGGGUCCCAGAGUUGCUGAACUACUGGAAGGAAAAGGAGCAGGGAAACAUGGGCGCUAUCAGGGCAAAGCUACAAAGAUGAGCCAACGAUCAGAAGUAGAGGCCCUUCUUCAGGCAUUCACCAGCAAAUAGAACUCGGAAUAAUGACUGGGCAUCUGGACAAUAGUGCAAUUAGGGAAGAAGCAAAAGAUUCAGCCAUAAUUGUUCCUCAAGGACUAUUUAAUAAUACAAUAAUUUCUCUUUCUGUGUUUUUUGAGCGUGCCAGUAUCAGCAGAAAAGAAUUAUCAGUGGUCUAAUACUGCAAAGAGGGAUAUUACUAGAAAUGAAAGAGAUAAAAUAUGUAAGAGAGGUGUGGUAUGUAAAACAAGCAUGUCUGGAAACUUUGUUGUAUGGCUGUAGAAAGAAACAUCAUAAACCAUUUUUUUUUGGUAUAGAGAAGAAUUGCAUUUUUCA